AGGUUACACGCGAGCAGGUUAUUUAGCCUUGUUAGUUCAAAAAGGAAAGAGCAAAUUCUGAAAAGCAAAUUCUCGGGUCUGCCGACAUUCAAAUCGUUUGGAGGAUCUUCUCGUAUGCCUAUGGAGCCAUUUCGCCCGAAUAACAUUUAAAAUUGAUUUAUUAAAGCCUGUUUCACCUGUACCUCAAGCUUUCAAGGGGGUUUUACAUGAGCUGAAUGAGCAGUUCCACGUCAAGAUUUCAAUAUUUACUUUAUCACAGCGCCUCGCAAUUUACGAGAAUUAGUUCAUAAGCAACUGACAGUCUUUCCAUUUAGUAAAAGAGAUCUUGCAGGGUAUCAAAAUUUGCCCCCCCCCUGCAGCUCCCCAAAUAGAAAGAAUACAGAUUUCAUGCUGUUGAACGUUAUGGUGGAUUUACCCAUAGAAAAUGUUCUUCAAUAGAAAAGUCUGCUUUGGUAAUUUGCCUAGAGCCCAAGUUGUUUUGACAAUCCUAAGAUACAAUGGACUCAACAGGUCGCUACCCCCAAACAUUCGCAGAUUGCACUGUUUCACCGUCCACUCGGGAAGAUGCGGUUCAGUGAGGCAAUUCCUUGCUCCGGGCAAAUGCUUCAAUGAAUUCAAACGCUUUGUCACGGAUAAAGCUAUGGAAGUAGGGUUAAAAGACCUGCCAAAAGUGAGGAAAAAGGUGAGCCAAAGCGAGCUGAAGAAAGUAUUGCUCUUGGCUAAGCCUGAGGCUUGGAAUCUUUCAGGGGCUGUCAUUCUCCUUUUGGCUUCAUCGGCGAUAACAAUGUCUGUUCCCUUUGCAUUGGGGAAAGUCAUCGAUCUCAUUUACAAUUCCGACAAAGUGAAGAUGAGGGAAAACAUAAAUAUUGUCUGCGGCGUUCUGCUCGCAGUUUUUAUCGUUGGAGGGCUUUGCAAUUUUGGCAGGGUUUACCUCAUGAAUGUCUCAGCUCAGAAAAUAACCAAAGCACUCAGGGAAAAAGUCUUUCAUUCAAUAAUGAAACAAGAAGUGGCUUUUUUUGAUAGAACUAAGACAGGAGAGCUCAUUAACAGACUCACGGCUGACACGUUAGUUGUUAGUAACUGCGUAACGAACAACAUCUCAGAUGGGUUACGAUCUUUAGUAAUGGUGGUCACCGGGAUGUCAAUGAUGUUCUAUUUGUCACCUUUUCUGGCACUUAUCAGUUUGUGCGUUGUUCCGCCUAUAGCAGGUAUGGCCAUUGUAUACGGGAGAUUUAUUAAAAAGAUGACAAUAAAAGUUCAAGAUGCAUUAGCUGAUGCAGCACAAGUAGCUGAGGAAAGAAUCGCCAAUAUAAGAACUGUAAAAGCGUUCAGUAAGGAGCUAAGAGAAGUCCAGGCAUACCAUGAAAAACUCAAUUACGUUUUGGCUUUAGCGUUGAGAGAGUCAUUAGCUAGAGGAAUAUUCUUUGGGAUGGCAGGUUUAUCAGGCAAUGCUGUCGCAUUAAUUGUCCUGUACAGUGGAGGUGUCAUGGUUUCCGACAAUUCUUUGACUGUCGGGGGGCUUUCGGCAUUUUUGCUUUAUGCAGCUUACAUCGGCAUCUCAAUUGGAGGUCUAAGUAGUUUUUAUUCUGAGCUUAACAAAGGGCUCGGUGCUUCAACAAGACUUUGGGAGUUAAUUGAAAGAGAUCCCAAAAUCGUUCCAUAUGGUGGGUUGAGGCCGAAAAUAAUGCCAACAGGGGAGAUAAAUUUUGAAAAUGUUGUUUUUUCGUAUCCAAGCAGACCGGAUCAAAAAGUAUUGAACAAGCUCAGCCUUCGUUUAAACAGUGGGAAAAUAACUGCUGUCGUUGGAUCAAGUGGAUCAGGAAAAUCAACUCUCGCUUUACUCCUGCUUGGCCUCUAUGUACCAAAUCAUGGUAGUAUAACUAUUGACAAUAUACCCGUAGGAAACUACGACCCGUGCUGGCUACGAUCUCACAUCGGCACUGUCGCACAGGAGCCAGUUUUAUUUUCGGGUUCGAUAAGGGAAAAUAUCGGUUAUGGAGCUGUUAACCCAAGUAGUUUACAAGAUGAAGAUUUUUAUGCAGUAUUGAAAGAAGCUAACGCUUUUAAUUUUGUAACCAAAGAAUUGUCAGAUGGUCUCGACACCUUAGUCGGAGAGAGAGGUAUCAUGUUGUCAGGUGGGCAAAAACAAAGAGUAGCUAUUGCAAGAGCAUUAAUAAAGAAUCCAAGGAUUUUGCUGUUGGAUGAAGCAACUAGCGCUCUUGAUGCUGAGAGUGAACAUUUAGUCCAGGAGGCUCUUGAGAGGGUAAUGAAAGGAAGAACAGUUUUAACAAUAGCGCAUAGACUUUCAACUAUAAAAAAUGCAGAUCAGAUCGCAGUAUUACAAGGUGGAUCAAUAGUCGAACUUGGAAGCUACGAUGAACUGAUUAAUAAAGAUGGGGUUUUCAGAAACCUGAUUAAACACCAAACGUUUCAACCCAACUGAAUUGUUAAUUAGCAAUAAAGAAAGCAUUACACUAAUUGUGAUUUAUUAUUGUAUAACUAUAUUUAUUAUAUGUUUAUAAAAUGGUGUUAUGUCUGAAAUAUAUAUUUGUGUUGUUUGUAAGCAGGAGGUAUGUUAUCUCAUAUCUUUUCUUGAAAACACUUUUUAACCUUAA
Messenger RNA from Cimex lectularius (bed bug), 2615 nucleotides. Its product is annotated as ATP-binding cassette sub-family B member 10, mitochondrial. Bases 425 to 2443 code for a protein of 672 amino acids. Gene Ontology annotation, biological process: transmembrane transport. Lineage: Eukaryota; Metazoa; Arthropoda; Insecta; Hemiptera; Cimicidae. The record is from RefSeq and is a predicted model, not a curated record. The transcript is spliced from 13 exons. Gene Ontology annotation, cellular component: membrane. Gene Ontology annotation, molecular function: ABC-type oligopeptide transporter activity; ATP binding; ATP hydrolysis activity.